This is a messenger RNA of Anneissia japonica, 2944 nucleotides long. RefSeq lists its product as uncharacterized. The coding region runs from base 253 to 2421 and encodes 722 amino acids. The record is from RefSeq and is a predicted model, not a curated record. NCBI's taxonomy places the organism in Eukaryota, Metazoa, Echinodermata, Crinoidea, Comatulida, Comatulidae. The transcript is spliced from 3 exons.
GUCACGUGUCUGUAUGGAGUCACGCUCCGCACCGUUUACGUUUCACACUGCUGCUAAUUUGCAUAUGACGUAGCGUCAUUCGCUUAUCCGGUUUGGAGAACAACGUACACGACUAGAACAAUUACUACUGUACUCAUAUUAUAGCAUAUGCCAUAUUCAACCGCCAUAUUGUUUACGUCGUGAAUACAGCACGAUUUGGCGUUAUUUGGAUUGUUUUCUGAGCCAUCGUUUCGUAGACGAUUAGGCAUACAAAUGUUGCAGCCGAAUGUUAAGUCGGAACCUUUAGAAGAAGACGUAAAUGAUAAUGACGGGCUUGUUGAUAUGUUUUCAACGGCAAGGCCUUGCAAGGCCGUGCAUGCAUCCAUUGCUUCGUUUCGUAGCGUAAGAACAGAAACGAUGCCUACACAAAAAGGAAAUGAUAAUGAGAGCAGUGACGACGAAAUGACACCAGCAAUUGAUUCAAAUCCGUCUUCAAGUCCAGUUGGUGGUGAGUGUUUGAUAGAAGAUGCUGACUGGAUUGAACUUAGUGAUAAUGAACUCUCUGAGAGUGACACUUACUCAGAAGCAGAAGAUUCGCCGCAUCUGUCUUGGACGGACAUGGUGAUAUCACCAAUGAUCCAGACACCAGUCCACGUGCAGUGUGCCAACGGAGAUCUUUCGGAAUUGAAAGAUGAACUGGAUUAUUUUCAUUGUUUCUUUCCUAAAUCUCUUUAUAAGCAGAUAAAGAACGAUACAAACAACUACGUGGAGUAUUACCAAGAGAAGAAACGAGAUGCUAAGCGAAGUUGGUGGAAAUGGCAGGAUGUCGGAUGGGUUCCUGUCGCCGGAAAGAAUGAGCUGAUGACACUCUUUGGUACCUGUCUAGGCAUGUCCAUCAUCAACCUGCCAAAUAUGAUGGACUACUGGUCCCACCAUCCCAUCUUAUCGCUUGACUGGAUGAAUCUGGCACCAACUUAUACACGCUUCUCUAAACUACAUACAUACUUGCGUUUAAGUAAUCCAUGGCGUGACCCGAGUUAUAUUAAUAACUCUGAGAGACGUGAUGAGGCUUGUCGUCAAAACCCGUUGUAUAAACUGUCUAAAUUCCUGGAGCCAUUGGCUGAUAGUUGUCGCUCAAUAUACACACCUGGAAGUGUGUUGAUUAUGAAACAUGCCAUGAUCGGACUAAAGGGAGAAGUGAACCCGACAACACCUUUUUAUUCUGCCAAGGGCUGGCGUGUAUUAUUGCUUGUGGAUGCUGACACAGGCUACGUCAAAAAUUUGGAGAUUUAUAGACCAGAAAGCACAAAGUUCUACGACAACCAGCAGUAUAGUACAACUACAGAAGCAGCAGUUAUGAGAUUAGCCGAGCCAUUGUUCGGCAAAUAUCAUAAUGUCUAUGCUAGCGAGAUAUCUAUCAGUGCAAAUCUAGCAAGACGUCUUUACAGCAAAGGUGUAUACAUCAGCGCCGAUCGCUUCCCGAUCCCGGAGCAACUGAAAAGUGACAAUCUUGAUGUGUUGGCGUUGGGGGAAUCACAAUCCAUACAAUUUACUGAGGUAAUCACCACAGUUUGGGGAGGAGAGAAAGGGCUUGUGUACAACCUAUCCACCAUGAACUGCAUGCAGGAGGAAGCUGUAGAAUGCAAAGUUUACAAUGCGGAGACAAAUCGCUAUCAAGUCAAAGAGGUAACAUGUCCCACCAUCAUCCAGCGACACCAACAAUUCACCAGCAGCCGACCGGAGUGUCUUUUAUUACGUUCGUGCGGACAUAUUCAGCACAUGUGCAACACGUGGUGGAAGCACAUGUUCUGGCUUUUGCUGGACAUUUGUAUUAAUAAUGCACAUGUGUUGUACGAUUCAUUUCACUCAAGUAUAAACCGCUUUGAGUUUAUUAUGAAUAUUGUUAAACAGCUCACAGGUAUAGAAGAGGAUAAAAAGCGGCAAGAAAAAAAAGAAGUUGCAGAACUAUCGCAAGUUGGUACCGUACAAAAAAACAUUUUAACUGCCGUCAACCAGUUGUCACAGAACUCAACCAGUCAUAGUACUGUCAUCCCGUAUUCUGACUUUAGCAGAGCAGAGGAGGCCAACAACACUACUGUAAUGCCAGCAUUUCCAAACAAUAACCCAUUGCUGAAUGACACCAGUCACAUUCUGGUAAAAUUUCCUCGAAGAGGGCGCAAUUGCAAGCAUUGUUCGGCCACAAAUGUGCGCACGCAGUGUGGCAGGCGUCGUGAUACCUACUUCGGUUGUUUAUCAUGCCAGGUUCAUCUCCAUAAAGGAGAAUGUUUUAUUAAUUAUCACACCGCAAAGAAUAUUAAUGUCACAAAGAACUACCGUCAAGAUAUUGUAUUUGAAGUGACUGAAUCUCCUCCAGUAAAACGAUCCAAGGCAGUCCCAGUAAGCUUUAUUGAUUCAUGCCCAUUUCCGCAAUUUCCAAAAUAACGAAACAUCUUAAGUGCGAGUAAAACAUGCAGAAACUAAUUGACCUGUGUACAGAAUUUGUUUUUUGGAGCUUUUAUACCUUCAUAUGUUAAGUUACAGUUGAAAUAAUUAUCUAAAAUAAAUUAUAACUAAAACCUUUAAAGAGCAGUAAUUAAUGUUAUGUUGAUGGUAAAUAUCAGAUGACGUAACUUAAUGAUACUGUACACAUGAUAUAGGGUUUGUACACAUUUUGAAGUGUCAUAGAAAGUUAUAGAAACUCAUUUUUGUGUUCCUUACCUUAAAAGUCAUGGAAAAAUCAUAAAAUAUGUUUGCCCAUGUGGUUUCGUUAUUUUGUUCAUUAACAUUUUUGCAAUAUAGAUUUAAGUGUAUGGAAAUUUUUGUGACUUAAAGGUGUAUGAACCCCGAUUUAUAAUUGUGAAAACUGUUAUGAGAAUGUUGUUACAAAUGUAAAAACUAAUUCUAGUUAAUGAAGAAUGCCAACAUAAUCUAUGCACUAAUAAAUCACAAUGUACCAAACCAUGGA